GGGGCCAUUGAAUAAUUCGAAUUGCGCCCACCCAACAUGGGCUGCACUUUCUUCAUUCUUUUAUCUUCCCUCCUCCAGCCUUUUUCACGAUGCUGCAUCCUCUUCCACCAGUACUUGAAAUACUCGCUUCAUUAUCGCUACCGAGGCCACCACAACCAGAAGAGUGUACAUCAAGGCGUAACAGUUAUGAGCUGACACUCUCGAUAUUGGUGCUCAUAGGCAUCAUAGUCUCUUACUUGCCUCAGCAUUUCCGAAUCAUCCACAAGGGCAGCAGUGACGGCCUCAGUCCUUGGUUCCUACUCCUUGGAUGCCUCUCAACAAGUUGGUCGUUUUUUAAUAUCCUCAUCCUACAAUGGAGGUCCAUCCGAUGUUGUGCAAUCACAAGCGCAGGACGCUGUCUAGAGAGCACACUGUCGAUCGCACAGCUCUUUGUUCAGUCUGUGCUAUUUACUUUAAUAUUCGCCUUGUACCUGAUCUACUUUCCACCCCACAAGAAGAUCAACCCGCUUGUGCGGAAAUGCCGCCUGUUCUGCUUGCCAUCUCGCUCGUUCACCUGGGCAAUCUCUCUCCUCUUCGCAAAGAUCAUUGCCGGAAACGUGGUCGUCUCGACCGUCAUCACGACCAUCCUCCUAGCGUCGGUCCAUAACAGUAUUGAGCGUCAUAGUGCAUGGACACUGGUUUGGGCCGGGUUCUUGGGGAUCGCCAGUGUGCUCUUGACCAUGAUCCAGUAUAUUCCUCAGAUCCUUGAAACGCGCUUUCGAAAGUCCGUAGGUGCGCUGAGUAUUCCAAUGAUGUUGAUGCAGACACCAGGAGCGAUUAUGCUGACAGUUUCGUUGGCGCUGAGCCCCGGGGCCAAUUGGUCUACAUGGCUUCCGUAUGCUUUUGCGGCAGUCCUUCAGGCUGUGCUCUUGGGAAUGUGCCUGUAUUAUCAUUUCAGGACAAGGCGACUGGGCCUCACUUCAUUCCAUACUGCAGAAACGACACCAUUACUGACAGUUCAUGGGAAGCAGAUGCAUGACAGUGUGGGGAGAGACGAGGAGAGGCAAGAGCGAGUGAAGCCUGAAGGCAGGAUUGGCAGUCCUUUGGUGGCGCAUGUCGCGGUGCCAAACACAGGAAUGGGAUCAGGGUCUUAGGAAAUAAAGUUACAAAAAGUCGCGUCUUGAUGCGUUACUAUGCGAAGUAGAUGGAGCAUCUCGUAAGUUUUAUCAAGUCGAGAUUGAAUGUGCCCGACUCCUUGCUGGCCCCUUUAUGGCGACCUAGGCUGACAAACCAUCCGUCGGUCUGGUUUCAUGAGCUGCACCGAGGAGAGGGAUAGUCCUCCCUUCGUCCAUCUAUUCGGUUUGCACUACUUCCUCCAAUUUAAAUAUCUCUUUGGGAAUGUGC
Messenger RNA from Gamsiella multidivaricata, 1383 nucleotides. RefSeq lists its product as uncharacterized. NCBI's taxonomy places the organism in Eukaryota, Fungi, Mortierellomycota, Mortierellomycetes, Mortierellales, Mortierellaceae. The record is from RefSeq and is a predicted model, not a curated record. Bases 90 to 1133 code for a protein of 347 amino acids. The transcript has 5 exons.